Messenger RNA from Zophobas morio, 516 nucleotides. It is a transcript of the gene ND-13A, whose product is annotated as NADH dehydrogenase [ubiquinone] iron-sulfur protein 6, mitochondrial. The transcript has 3 exons. The coding region runs from base 67 to 468 and encodes 133 amino acids. Gene Ontology annotation, biological process: mitochondrial electron transport, NADH to ubiquinone. Lineage: Eukaryota; Metazoa; Arthropoda; Insecta; Coleoptera; Tenebrionidae. The record is from RefSeq and is a predicted model, not a curated record.
GCUUUUUGAUUUCACGUUACGUCACUCUUGUAAAGUUGGCGACAGUGUCUGUCAAUUUUAUCGAAAAUGUCUAAAAUUUUCGCAAAAAAUCUACCUUUUUUCGUAUUGCGACAGCCGAAAUACCUCCUUCCUAACGUAGUAGCAGUCGCAAGGAACAGUUCGGACUGGGUUCCUCAAGAAAAAGAAACUCACACCGGACAGAAAUGGGACGAGAACGAUUAUCGACUGUCUAGAUUCGUGGGCCGACCUAAACAUGUAAACCCAAACUUUGCUAUAGAUUUAAUAGCGGAAGCUCCUCCCAAACCUUGUAAAGAACGUGUGGUCUGGUGUGAUGGAGGCGGCGGCCCUAUCGGACACCCUAAAGUAUAUAUAAAUCUUGAUAAGCCUGGCAAUCACGCUUGUGGAUAUUGCGGAUUGAGAUACUAUCUGGAUCAUGACCAUGGUCACUUAUUGGGUGAAAAUUUGUAGAUUCUGUUGUAAUUGUAAUUUAAAAGAAAAAUAAAAGUGUUCGAAGUC